AAUUAAUCUUUCUUGUCUCUUCUUCUGUAUUUAUUUCUGUCUGUCAAAGCAGAAGAAGGACACCAAUCCAUAACGAACAGCAACCAAAGAUGCGAGACACUAUUGUCCUGUGCCCAGCUCCAACCAUGGGCCAUGUAGUCUCCAUGGUAGAGCUAGGCAAGCUUAUCCUCCACCGCUACCGCCACCGCUUCUCCAUCACCAUCCUCCUUAUUACCGUUGAAUUCUUCGAAACCCCAGGCCUUGUUUCAUACAUCAACGCCAUCUCUCAAACCUACCCUUCUAUCUCCUUCCGUCGUUAUCCUCCUGUCUCCUACGACACAACUAUCAAUCGCAGCAAGCCUGCCGUACUCUUUGAGUGCAUACUCCUCAACAAGCCUAAUGUUCUUGAUUCCCUUCAAGAAAUCUCAAAGAAAGAUAAAAUCUCUGCUUUUGUUAUUGAUCUCUUCUGCACUUCUGCUCUUUCUCUAGGUAAAGAUCUAAAAAUCCCCACUUACUAUUUUUUCACUUCUGGUGCUGGUUGUCUUUCUGCCUUCUUAUAUUUCCCUAAAAUCCAUGAACAAUACGAUGAGAACUUCAAAGAUCUCGCAAACACUGUCCUUUAUUUCCCUAACUUGCCACCUCUUAAAGCUGUUCACAUGCCGGAACCGAUGCUUUCUAGAGAUGAUCCUUCCUAUUAUGACUUGCUAUACUUCUGUUCGAAUCUCCCAAAAGCUGAUGGAAUUAUUGUUAAUUCCUUCAACGAUCUGGAGCCGAAAGCUGUCAAGACAAUUGCAGAUGGUGUCUGUGUUCCUGAUGCACCAACUCCUCCUAUUUACUAUAUUGGACCUUUGAUUGAUCAAGGCAGUAGUGCAGCUCAGCAUGAUUGUCUAUCUUGGCUUGACAAGCAACCCAGCAAAAGUGUGGUGUUUUUGUGUUUUGGAAGCCGUGGAUCUUUCUCAGUUGAACAAGUUAAAGAGAUGGCUAAUGGGUUGGAGAGAAGUGGCCAAAGGUUCUUGUGGGUAGUGAAAAAUCUACCAUAUGAUGAGAAAAGCAAGCAGACAGAAGAUAUGGGGGAUUUUGAAUUGGAAGCCAUGUUGCCAGAGGGGUUCUUGAACAGAGUUAAAGAUAGAGCCAUGGUGGUGAAGUCAUGGGCACCACAAGUAGCAGUGCUGAAUCAUGACUCGGUCGGCGGGUUUGUUACGCAUUGUGGGUGGAACUCGGUGUUAGAAGCGGUGGUUGCCGGGGUACCGAUGGUGGGAUGGCCUCUAUAUGCAGAACAACAUCUGAAUAGGAAUAUAUUGGUGGAGGAUAUGAAGAUGGCAAUAGCAGUAGAGCAGAGGGAGGAAGAUGGAUUUGUGAGAGGAGAUGAGUUGGAGAGACGAUUGAGAGAGUUGAUGGAGUCCAACAAGGGGAAAAAAUUGAGAGAAAAGACCUGGGAAAUGAAACAGAAAAGUUUGGAGGCUUGGGCAGAGUCCGGUUCUUCCAUUAGAGCACUUGAUAAGUUAGUUGGGCAAUGGAAGUAAAACCUGCAAUUGCCAUGAUGAAAAUCGAGCUUUUCUUUUUUUCAAUGCAAGAGAGAUGAAAAAAAAAAUUCAUGGAAUAAAGUCUCCGACAGUCAUAGCGUCGAUCAAAUCUGAGUGUGUUUGUCCCUCGUUUGACUUGUUUUGGAAAAUACUACAUAUUUUGU
This is a messenger RNA of Manihot esculenta (cassava), 1666 nucleotides long. Its product is annotated as UDP-glycosyltransferase 88F3. Bases 90 to 1502 code for a protein of 470 amino acids. Gene Ontology annotation, molecular function: UDP-glycosyltransferase activity. The record is from RefSeq and is a predicted model, not a curated record. NCBI's taxonomy places the organism in Eukaryota, Viridiplantae, Streptophyta, Magnoliopsida, Malpighiales, Euphorbiaceae. The transcript has a single exon.